AAGGCUUUCUUGUUAGUAAGAAGAAUAUGGCCACCUCUCCAGAAACUUUGUGUUGCUUUUACCCUGCUCCUUUCAGACAGUUUGUUGAGUAUGUUGUGAAUUUGAAGUUCGAUGAGGAACCAAAUUAUGCAAAAUAUAUUUCUCUUUUUGAUGGGAUUGUUGGUCCAAAUCCAGAUAUUAGGCCAAUAAAUACUGAUGGUGCUCAGAAGCUUAUAUAUCAAGUAGGACAAAAGAGGGGACGGUUAACAAUGGAGGAGGAAGAGGAUGAACAUAUGAAGAAGAAGCUUAUAUAUCAGAUUGAAGAGAGUAACGCUAAUCAGUUCAGACGGAUUGGAAGUUAUAGUGUUCAGUGA
Hibiscus syriacus is the source of this 353-nucleotide messenger RNA. RefSeq names its product casein kinase 1-like protein HD16. NCBI's taxonomy places the organism in Eukaryota, Viridiplantae, Streptophyta, Magnoliopsida, Malvales, Malvaceae. The record is from RefSeq and is a predicted model, not a curated record. The coding region runs from base 27 to 353 and encodes 108 amino acids. The transcript is spliced from 3 exons.